CCUAGGCAAGCUGUUCAAUCAGAGAAAGGAAAUUCAAGUCCAACUCAUCAAAAACACCUUCGUUUAUAGUAUUGAUACAAUGAACCCUCCUAUGGAAACCUGGAUGUACUGUCUACCACUCGAUGCAAGUCGCACACUGACUUACGAGUGUGUAGGCUGUGGAGUCUAUCGUGAGGUACAAAACAGUAUUAAAGUUGAUAGCAGUGUGAUUAUAGCUGAAGGAUUCAACGCAUUGGAAGGUGCUUUGCUCUUUGCUCAUGGUGAUUACUCUAUUCAGUGUAAGGGGUGCAGACAGGAGUGUUUACUGACUAUACUGCCACAUUAUUAUGUAUGUAUUGAGCUUGAUAUUCGGGAGGAUCUUAAGGCAGAGAUUGGGAAAACGUGUCGACUUGAACAAAUUCUAUCAACGAUAAAUCUUGGAUCAAUAUACAGGUUAACCGGAGUAAUUGGCUUCACAAGGAAUCCAAAUCAUUUUAUUGCCUAUUGUAGGAGGGCAGACAUUCGUUGGGAAAUUCACAACGACUGUGAUUAUAAGUCAUCCAUGUGGACCUUCAAAGGUUAUCGAGCCACAUCUAGCAAUAUACAUGAGAAAAGAUCUCAAACACUACUCUCCACCACCACCCUGUGACUUACAAAUGCCGAUGAAUGACCCAAUCAUUGAAUACCCUAGUAGUCCCGUUGAAUCUGUCCUUGUAGAAUCUGAAGAAGUUCCCAUCGAACAGGAUUCAUCUUCAAGCCAUUUCGUCAUAUCAGAAACAUCAGUUCCUGUGGAUAAACAAGUCAUCUAUUCUACUGUAUGCAUUGAGUCUCUAGAUGACACUGCAGCAUCUGCUGAGCUGGGAGCAGUAACAUCCAGGUUGGAGACUGAAACUCACGUUGACAGCAACAAUAAAUCAAUUGAAUCUGUCGUUGUAGGAGCUGAAGAAGUUUUCAUCGAGCAGGAUUCAUCUUCAAGCAAUUUCGUCAUAUCAAAAACAUCAGUUCCUGUGGAUAAAGAAGUCGUCCAUUCUCCUUCAUGCAAUGAGUCCCUAGAUGCCAUUGCAGCAUCUGCUGAGCUGGGAGCAGUAACAUCCAGGCUGCAGACUGAAACUCAUGUUAACAUCAACACAGAAAAAAUUGAUCAGAACGAUAUUCUUCCUCCCACCAUGAAUCUCGUAUAUCUCCAGGGCAAAUACUACAGCAUCCUUAAUGCUUCAACAUUCGAUUCACUUGUCCAAUUAAUGUAUUCAGCUGCUAAUCUGAAUAUUCAAUAUAGAAAUGAAAUUAAGAACUCUAACAAUCGAAUGUUGAAGUUGAUCUCACUAUUAAUGGAAGAGGGAAUCACUCCAAAUUUCUUGGAACAACGAGCAAGAUGUUUAGUCGAGAAUUUUCCCUUAUAUGUUCAUCCAGAUCGCAUGUAUGGUAAAAUGGAGAGGGCAAUCAGGAUGAGCGGAACCACGUUGUGUACUUGGGAGAAGUAUCUGAACGAUGAGCCUAGUGGAGUUGAGGCAUACAACUGCCCCAAAUGUGGAAAGUACACAAGACCCAUAUUCCUAGAACCUGAUAGUCAAAGACUCAUCCGUCAACGUUUCAGAAAUUUGCAAAAGGCUCUUGACGUUCACGAUAUGUUAUACAACGUCCAAUGCAAAAAUGAAAAAUGCACUGAGGUUUGCACUGUGGAAUUUCUUUACAAUCUCCAUGUUUAUGUCAAAUUCCUAUGCACUACUAAUUGCAUGCAUAAAACAUGUACACUGAGAGACCUCUCUCAAUCUGCAAGUUCGAUUUUACAAUCGUGUCGUUACAAUUUAAUAGGCGUGAAUGCAUAUGUUCAGGGAAUAUAUCAUACCUUUAUAAUGACAAAGGCUGGCAACUGUGAGACUUAAAACUGGAUAUUUAUCGACCAAGGAGUGCUCGAGUACUAUUGAGAUUGUCCCUUUUGGAGUCCUCUAUCUGAUGGAAACAAAGGAACCUUGAAUGUGGCAGGCUUCCAUCACUUAUCGUUUUUGUAUCCUGAUUUUGCACAUCUUGGAUUGAAUCGCCAAAGGAACAUGUGGAUUAUCAUAAGUGUUGUGAGAAGGACUACUGAAAAAUGUUAAUAGUUUCCAGGGACCAUGAUCACGAGAAAAGGAUUGUUAAAGAAAUUGGAAUUCCCUACGGGUUAAUUUUCAUCUCUCUAUAGAUUAUUUUUCACUAUGGAUAUGAUUAAAAGUUUCCACAUGAAAUGUGAGCUCAAAAUUCUCGAGAAGAAAAAUCAUAAAGAAGGAAAUGCUACAGAAAAGAUGAGAAGGGACAUUUUGAACAGAAAAUUGAGGGGACGUUUUUUUUGCGUGAUUAGAUACUGAGGGAAGGGAAAAAUCAGUAGGAGGCUAGUAAAAAGACAA
This is a messenger RNA of Diachasma alloeum, 2360 nucleotides long. RefSeq lists its product as uncharacterized. The transcript has 3 exons. The record is from RefSeq and is a predicted model, not a curated record. NCBI's taxonomy places the organism in Eukaryota, Metazoa, Arthropoda, Insecta, Hymenoptera, Braconidae. Bases 585 to 1862 code for a protein of 425 amino acids.